GAAACCUUGACGCCGUUACGGUCGUCGCAUGUCCGCCACAUAGAGAUAAGACAUCCAGCAACAGACAACAGAGACGAGAGACAAAGAAAAAUUCCCAUAAGGAAAAUCGAAGCGACGUUGUCCUUCGACGACUCUAACGUGAUCACCAAACACGUUGACCAUAAAGGUCGCACACCAUGGCUACCAGGAGACUUUGAACGACGCAAGAAAGCCGCAGGUGAAAGCGCGCAGGUCUCGAAACAGCCUUAGGAGGAGAAACUGGUCGAGGGUGGCCGAUUGAAGUCACGCGAGGGUUGAACCGAGACCCCAGAGCCGAGCCACUGAUUCUUUCCGUGGCAAAUCAGUCUGCAGAAUGAAGUGUUCCGCGUGGUUGCUUUUCGCGUUGUUGCCGCAACUCUUCGCCGUCUUACCGGUCACCAACUCCCAAAUCGUGGGCCAGAGGAUCCCGAGUAGACAGGGUGUAGGUCGAGAGCAGCCAAUCGUCAGGAUCUCAGGCCAAGGAUCGGUGGCUGGCAAGGAGGUAACCAUAAAUUCGAUAAAGGUGAUAGAAUAUCUGGGAAUUCCUUACGCCCAGCCACCGUUGGGAAAAUUACGUUUUGCUGCGCCUGUUACCGACCCCCUACCAUCGUGGAGCGGCGUGCGAAACGCAACAAAAUUUGCACCGUCCUGUCAACAAAUAACCGACAAGCCGAAACUUCACGAACAAUACUACAAAAGAUUGCUACCGAUUGAGCAACCCGAUCCUGGAGUUAGCGAGGAUUGUCUGUACUUGAACAUCUUUUCCCCAGACGGGAACAAACCAAGCGAUGGAUGGCCAGUGAUGGUGUGGUUUCAUGGUGGUGAUUUCAACACUGGCACCCCAGCCAUAUGGAAUGCCUCAAUUUUCGUCAGCAGACAGAAAGGUGUUUCAAUUAUCUAA
Messenger RNA from Bombus pascuorum, 919 nucleotides. Its product is annotated as carboxylesterase 1C-like. Bases 353 to 919 code for a protein of 188 amino acids. Gene Ontology annotation, cellular component: postsynaptic membrane; synapse; cell surface. The transcript is spliced from 4 exons. Gene Ontology annotation, molecular function: neurexin family protein binding; signaling receptor activity. NCBI's taxonomy places the organism in Eukaryota, Metazoa, Arthropoda, Insecta, Hymenoptera, Apidae. The record is from RefSeq and is a predicted model, not a curated record. Gene Ontology annotation, biological process: chemical synaptic transmission; neuron cell-cell adhesion; presynaptic membrane assembly.